This is a messenger RNA of Toxorhynchites rutilus septentrionalis, 3518 nucleotides long. RefSeq lists its product as uncharacterized. The coding region runs from base 1329 to 2309 and encodes 326 amino acids. The transcript has 7 exons. The record is from RefSeq and is a predicted model, not a curated record. NCBI's taxonomy places the organism in Eukaryota, Metazoa, Arthropoda, Insecta, Diptera, Culicidae.
CAACCGUUUAGUUGAUAAUCAUUCGUCAAACCGAGAGCAUCGCGAAUCAAUUUGAAUUCAGUGCCCGUUGGAAGUCACGUUGCAAUUGCCCAAAACGUAGAGACUUGGAGGGAUUGUGGUUAUCAGUUGUGGAUUUUUUUUUCUUCUCCCAUCAUAACAAGUUGUAUCAAGGAUGUUGCGUUUGUAAAUAAAGUGUUAUCGCUUGGCUAAACCAUAUUUCCGGAGGGUGAUGAAGUGUAGUCGAAUGUGGCUAUCGAAACCCAAUCAAAGCUAUUCGCCCACUGACCUGAAUGCUACCUCUGGCACACCAUCUGCUAGGUGAAUGUGUAGAAAAAGGUUUGAGCGGAUGUGAAAGCGAGGAAGGAUAAUGUGUGAUACAAAGUGCUUAUCUACUCCCCGGAGAGUUGUCGUAUCGUUCCGACGAAGCGUAUGAUUUUUUCUUCUCUGCCCUCCAUCGCCGUAUGCGACGGGAUAUGCAAUAUUCUCCCCCAACAAGUUGGGGGUCUAGUUUGUGAGCCUCUGAGCACAGGUGAUAAAUUUCUACAGAAAUAGGAACCGACACAUUCCGAAAUUGAUUUGGACUCAAUGAAGCGGUCAUAAAAACUUUGCGAUAAAUAAAAAUCCUCGGGCCCCAACCAUACCAUAAUCGGGCUAGAUCCCUUUUCAUAUCGGAUCGGUGUGCCAUAAAAUCCAACGAAAAUGCUGCCAGGAAGGAAAGUUGGGAGCAGUUUUCUCCGAUAGUCGCCGGCACUAUUGUCUGCAGUGUAAUAAAAGUGAACCAUUCCGUUCAGAUCUGGAGUAUUGAUGGGGAAGGACUUUGGUACGGAACAACAAAUGAAAAUCAUGUGAAUUGAUGUGUUUGUAGGCAAAGUUGUGAUCCCUGAGGGCGAUUGUUUUCGAAAUGGAAGAAAUAGGAAACAAAUAAACCCUUGGCCCGCCGUGAAACAUAGUUUUUUUUUCCGUCAGAGCAUUUGAAUCGAGCAAGCAAAAUCAAUGAAAAGUGAUCCUGGGAAAAGUUGUUCUUAUGUUGUGCGGGCGGUUUUUCAUUUACGUUUAUGUGCAGAGGCAGAAUCCAAACAGUGCAAAACAAAAAACAGAAAAUCAAACGUCUACCGCUCGUCACAGACCGUUGGCGUGGGAGUAAAGGAGCAAUAAAUAAGUGGAAAAUAGAAUGGUGCUGUCGAACAUGUUGGAUUUACGAGCUGUUCUGGUGCUGACGCUGCUCACAGCGAUAGGUAGAUUUCGUGAUCACCCUGAAGGACGUCCGUGUGAGCGUUCCGGCAGCCAUUCGCCGAGGUGGUAAUGCAAAUUUGAUCUGUCAUUACGACAUGGAAGGAGCCGCGUUAUACUCUGUCAAGUGGUACAAAGGCAAACGGGAGUUCUUCCGUUACACACCCAAAGGAAACCCAGAGCUCAUGGUAUUCCCGCUGCCCGGAAUCACAGUCGAGCGCUCUCACUCGAACGGAAGCCACUUGACGCUGACUGCGGUCGAACCAACGAUGUCCGGCAAAUACAGCUGCGAAGUGUCCGCAGAUGCGCCCUCAUUUCAUACGAUGAUCGUGUCUAGCGAGAUGGAGGUUGUAGACAUUCCAAUGAGCAGACCCCACAUCACGGGACUGAAACCGUACUAUCAGAUAGGGGACCUUCUGAUUGGCAACUGCACAUCCUACAACUCAAAACCAGCGGCCAACCUGACGUGGUUCGUCAACAGUAAUGAGGUUGCACCGAAACAGAUAGUGCCCUAUCCGAUAAGCAAAGAUCCGGAAAAUGGUUUGGAAACGUCCACGCUGGGAAUAUUCUUCCAAAUUACACACCAUUACGCGGGACGAGGAAAGUUAAAAUUCACUUGUGUCGCCAGGAUUCAUAACGUUUACGAGCAGCGAUCCGAGAUGUAUUUGGAAGACGAACGACCGAAUAUGCUGGCCUCAGCAUCUGCAUCGCCGGUGGGAUUAAGUGCGAACUAUAUACACUCACUUUAUGACCAGCUUCCGGCAUCUUCUUAUCAUCACCACGACGCGGGUGGGGGAGGUGAUUUCGAUAAUCAAAACAGCGACGCUUUCAUGACGCAGUUAGACAUGUCAUCGUCAGCCGCCAGCUCCAGCAGCACACGGUGGGCACUGACCAGGCAACUUCUGCUACCAAUUCUAUUGCUUCUACCGGCAAGUGUUAUUAUGCAAAUGGCGUUCACAAUCCAGCCACUGCUGCUCGAAUCCCGUGUCAUCGGGAGGUGGAUGAGGCGAACCACUGCCACCGGUGGACUACUACAACUGAGCACAAUCAGCAUUUUCCCAAAGUCGUCCUGUUCCUGAGAGUAGCCUGUCGUCAAUGCUGCCAUCGUCGCCGUAACCGCUACCGUCAACAACACCACCAACUGCUCCAACGGUGGCAAUAACAAAACCAUCGUUACCACCGCAUUCCGUGCCGAUGUUGUUGAUGUUGCUGCUGCUGGUUCCAGUUUCGUAUGUUUAAUUUCCAGUAAAGUGGCGGACAGUAUUUAAACUGAACUGUUUUUUUUUUAAAUAUGAAAAUCAUUACUACGAAGAAGGCCACUAAUUAUUUGACGUCAUUCCUCCAAAAAAUCCGAAAUUUAAAACUGUAUUCCACACCAGAAUCGUUUGAAAAUAGCCAAUUUGAAAAUAAAAUUGUAUGCUCGAUGUAAAUAUGCAACGCGCGGUGAGCACUGGUUGUAUUCCUCUACCACCACAAUCCCACAUCCGCUAGUUAUAGAAGACCGCAGUCGUACCCCGUCGAAGGUGCCACAAAGUAACAGUAAGAACCGGUGCAUACAAUUUCAGUUUUUGCGUGCCACCCUGGAACAGAGAAAAAUAAAACACAGACAUCCUCGUAUAAUUGAUAAAUGCAUUCGGUGAUGGGCCGCGACCAGGCGACUCGCGUUGAAUGGCAUACCGGAAACGGCACCGGGCUCAGAUUUAAUGGGAAGAUAAAUUCCAUUACGUGAUGGGCGUCCACAGGCGUACGUAUUUCGACGCCAAUGGAGCGCCAAGAUGGAACAACUCGGUGACACGUGCAGUUUCAAGAAGAGUGCUGUAAAAAAUAACAUAAGUUGACAACAUAAAACACUAAAAGACUAAUAAUUAUCGUAAAUAAGAACAUAUUGCAUUACUAACGACAAAGGUAAUGAGAAAGGAAUCAAAGUUAGUAUUUGUUAAAUGUUUUAAUGUUCUAGCAUUUCCGUUCGAUACUUCUUGGUUGUUUACCACGUGUAACAGUGCAUUGAAUCGCAUAAUCAUGCGAUAUCAUAAAGAAUAGAGAAGCAAUGAACAUCAUUGUUGGAAAAGGCAGCGAGACAAAAACAAAAAUCUGUUGCUCUUCUUCUCAAUUAACAAUCGCUGCCGGGUAUUGUAAAUAUAAAAAUAAAGUCUUUGUAUAGAUUUCCGCAGCGGCUGCCGGUAACCAUUGUCAACCAACAGUUAUAUUUCCACUACUGAGGAGAACAAAAAACUCAUAUCCGAUGGAUGAGACUACUGUGAAUAACAAAUAAAAGAAGAAAUAUUGAU